This is a messenger RNA of Athalia rosae (coleseed sawfly), 4228 nucleotides long. RefSeq names its product phosphoribosylformylglycinamidine synthase (gene Pfas). The record is from RefSeq and is a predicted model, not a curated record. Gene Ontology annotation, biological process: 'de novo' IMP biosynthetic process. The coding region runs from base 165 to 4136 and encodes 1323 amino acids. The transcript has 19 exons. Gene Ontology annotation, molecular function: phosphoribosylformylglycinamidine synthase activity. NCBI's taxonomy places the organism in Eukaryota, Metazoa, Arthropoda, Insecta, Hymenoptera, Athaliidae.
UCUUGAGCACAGUAUAAGGAGUUGUCUUUAAUCUUAUUGUUAGAAGUAGAUGCCGUGCAAUAAAAAUUCUGCUACCUCGAAUCUUUCUUUUUUCAUUCAGUAAAUGUUAUUCAUCUGUUCAGGGAUCGAAAUACAGAGAAUUUCAGCCCUGAUAAUAUCAAGAAAUGGCUAUCUUACGAUUUUACAAAACACCCGGUGUCAAAUCUGGGCAAUGGAAGAACAAGCUCGAUGUUCUCAGAGCAAUAUCUAACUUGGUAAUCGAUUUGGAGACUGAAAUCUGUUAUAACAUCGAGAUUACUGAAAAAUUAAACGAAGAAGAAAUACGCAAAUUGGAAUGGAUUCUAGGCUCUCCCUUUGAACCAAACAAGCUACAGAAGACCCCUACUCUGGUAGAAGAACCUCAAACCUUGCUGGUAGAAAUUGGACCCAGACUAAAUUUUUCUACGGCUUUUUCGAGUAAUGCUGUGUCAAUCUGCAAGUCUGUUCAACUUGACUGUGUCAAGCGAUUAGAAGUUUCUACAAGAUACCUUAUUAAAUACAAAUCCACGAUUGAUGAUGAAAUUAUUUCUAUGAUGAUCGAUGCACUUCAUGACAAAAUGACGGAAUGUAGAUACUUGAAACCGAUCGAAACAUUUGAUCAUGGAAUUAAACCUAAGAGCUGGUUUGAGGUGGAUAUUGUUAAUCAUGGAAGAAAAGCUCUAGAGAAUGUUAAUUCUGAGCUAGGUCUUGCUUUCGACGAUUGGGAUUUGGAUUUCUACACGGAUUUAUUCGGCAACAAGUUGAAACGCAAUCCGACCAGUGUCGAGUGCUUUGACCUCGCGCAAUCCAACAGCGAACAUAGUCGCCAUUGGUUUUUCAAGGGUCAGAUUUUUGUGGAUGGUGAGAAAAAAGAGAAAUCGUUAAUUGAUAUGAUCAUUGACACGCAGAAUUAUUCGAACUCUAACAAUGUCAUCAAGUUCAGCGAUAACAGCAGUGCGAUUAAGGGAUUUAAUUUCCCUACCCUUCGGCCUGUCAAGACAGACGUGGCUAGUCCUUUUAUAGUUCAAGACGUUGACCAGCACAUAAUUUUUACUGCUGAGACACACAACUUUCCUACUGGUGUUGCUCCUUUCAGCGGAGCUACAACUGGAACUGGUGGACGGUUAAGAGAUGUUCAAGGCGUUGGUAGGGGCGGAUGUUACAUCGCAGGUACUGCGGGAUAUAGUGUUGGAAAUCUUUACAUUCCAGGCUACGACUUACCCUGGGAGGAACAAGGAGUUUUGUACCCAAGUAACUUUGCGCAUCCAUUGGAAAUCAUAAUAGAAGCUAGUAAUGGCGCGUCUGACUAUGGAAAUAAAUUUGGGGAGCCAGUAAUAUCCGGUUUUGCACGUUCUUUUGGAAUGAUAGAGGCUGAUGGCAGUCGGCGUGAAUGGAUCAAGCCCAUUAUGUUUAGCGGUGGCUUAGGGUCCAUGGAAGCAAACAUGACAAAGAAAUUUCCACCUGAAAGAGGAAUGCAAGUUAUUAAAAUUGGUGGGCCAGUCUAUCGAAUCGGCGUUGGUGGUGGAUCGGCGAGUUCCGUAGAGGUCCAAGGAGAUAAUAAGUGUGAGCUAGAUUUCGGCGCUGUGCAAAGAGGGGAUGCGGAGAUGGAACAAAAAUUGAAUCGUCUUGUCCGGGCUUGUGUGGAAAUGGGAGAUGACAAUCCAAUAUUGAGUAUUCAUGAUCAGGGAGCUGGUGGAAAUGGUAAUGUACUGAAAGAAUUGGUUGAACCUGCAGGGGCUGUCAUAUUUGCAAAGAAAUUUGAAUUGGGAGACCCAAGUUUGAGUAGCCUGGAAUUGUGGGGUGCAGAAUACCAAGAAAAUGAUGCAAUAUUGUGCAAACCGGAGAGCACCGUGCUGCUGAACAAAAUAGCGGCACGUGAACGUUGUCCGAUUAAUUUUGUCGGAACUGUAACUGGAACGGGUAGGAUUAUACUGUCGGAAGAGGAUGAUUGCGACGCAUCGAAAUAUCUCGAUGAAAAAAAUGACACGAGCGUCAGGCACCCGGUAGACCUAGAACUUGAACUUGUAUUGGGAAAAAUGCCCGACAAGACAUUCAAUCUGGCGAAACAUCGAUUUACUUCUGUACCGAUUACCUUGCCAGCUGGCUUAUUGGUAGAAGCUGCACUUGAUCGUGUCUUGAGAUUGCCGGCCGUUGCGAGUAAACGUUAUCUCACCAAUAAGGUUGAUCGUUGCGUAACGGGCUUGAUUGCUCAGCAACAAUGCGUCGGUCCGCUACACACACCCUUAGCCGACGUGGCUGUUACGGCGCUCUCACAUUUCUCAACAGUUGGCGCCGCUACAGCCAUAGGUGAACAACCGAUAAAAGGCCUCGUCGACGCGUCUGCCGGUGCAAGAAUGACGGUUGCAGAAUCUCUAACUAAUCUCGUAUUUGCACGCAUAUCGUCAUUAGAGGAUGUCAAAUGUAGCGGCAACUGGAUGUGGGCUGCCAAAUUACCUGGCGAAGGUGCAGCGCUGUACGAAGCCUGUGCUGCGAUGUGUUCCGUCAUGAAAGAAUUGGGUGUAGCUGUCGAUGGUGGGAAAGAUUCUCUCAGUAUGGCUGCACGAAUUGAUACUGAAAUAGUCAAAGCACCAGGUGCGCUAGUCGUCUCGUCUUACGCACCAUGUCCCGAUAUAAGACAGAUCCUCACUCCCGAUUUGAAGGGGCCGACCAUACAACUAGAAGGAAGUCUGGUAUUCGUAGAUUUGUCUGCUGGCAAGAGCCGUAUAGGAGGGACAGCUCUGGCUCAGGUUUACAGACAAAUUGGGAAUCGCUGUCCGGAUUUCGAAGAUGCCCAAGUUUUCAAGAAUGCGUUUAAUGCUAUUCAGAGUUUGAUAAAAGAUAAAAAAUUAUUGGCGGGUCACGACAUAAGCGAUGGUGGCUUGAUAACGUGUUUGCUGGAAAUGAGUUUUGCCGGAUUAUCCGGUAUAGAAGUGAAUAUUUGUCACAAAUCUGGCUCUGCAAUCGAUAUCCUGUUCACGGAGGAACUGGGCUGGAUUUUAGAAGUUGACCCUCUAAACAUUGAUUAUGUGAUGAGAGUUUUCAAACUUGUUCAAGUCCCAGCUUACAUUAUUGGAAAGUCGGAUGGUUUUGGCUUGCAAUCAAAAGUAUCCGUGUCAGUCAAUGAUACUGUUGUAUUAAAUUCACGGGUUCUUUCACUUAUGACCAUCUGGGAAGAAACGAGUUAUCGAUUGGAACUGCGUCAGACUAAUAUAGCUUGUGCCGAAGAAGAGUUUGCGGGACUUUCGAACAGAACAAUGCCAGCUUACAACCUCACGUUCGAUCCAGCUGUAUGCCCGAUUAUUACUCACAAGCAUGUGACGGGCCCGAUCAGAGUUGCAGUAGUGCGUGAAGAAGGUUCUAACGGUGAUCGUGAGAUGUCUGCAUCUCUGAUACAGGCUGGUUUUGAAGUUUGGGAUGUAGCGAUGCAAGAUCUGCUGAGCAAUCAGCUAACGCUCGACAAAUUCAGGGGUGUUAUAUUUCCGGGCGGGUUCAGCUAUGCAGAUGUACUCGGUUCGGCUAAAGGCUGGGCAGCUAGCCUCGUAUUCCAUCCAUCUCUGAAGCUGCAAUUGCAGAAAUUCGUCGAGAGAGAAGACACUUUUAGCCUUGGAGUCUGCAACGGAUGUCAGUUGUUGAGCUUGUUAGGAUGGAUAGGAUGUGAAAACAAUGAGGCUGGCACCCCAGAUAUUAUUCUGGACCACAAUAAGUCUGGAAGGUUCGAGUGCAGGUGGAGUACCGUAAGAAUCGAGAAUUCAUCAUCCAUUAUGUUACAAGGCAUGGGGGGUAGUGUGUUUGGAGUUUGGGUUGCGCAUGGUGAGGGACAAUUCACAUUUCGAAAUGAGAAGAUUUUGAGUAAGUUGAAAGAGCAGAAAUGUGUGGCCAUCAAGUACACGGACGACCAAGGUAUUCCUACCGAACGAUAUCCACAAAAUCCCAAUGGCAGUAUCGAGGGCAUAGCAGGAAUUUGUUCCGCCAAUGGACGGCAUUUAGCUAUGAUGCCUCAUCCGGAGAGGUGUACCCAAAUCUGGCAGUGGCCCUGGGCUCCAAUGAGCUGGACACAAAAGCAAUCUCCUUGGCAGCGCAUAUUCCAAAAUGCUUACAUUUGGUGCCAAUCGCUAUAAUCUUAUCUUUUCGCCCAUCAGAGAUACAAGGAACUUGUAUAUUAUUUAUGAAUAAUAGCCUUCUUUAUAUAAAUAGGAUUAUGUAUGUUCAA